CCUUCUUCUUCUUCCGAAGGCUAAAAAUCUCGACUAAUUUCAAUCUCUGAAGACCAGAAAACAAAAAAGGAAUGGAAGGCGAAGGAUCAGAAGAGCUAACCAUGGAAGAGCUCUCGUCCAAUCUCUCCCUUUACAAAGAAGAGCUUGACAAGGUUAAGGAGAUUUUAGCUCAUGACCCUGGAAACUCUGACUGUGUUGAAAUGGAAAGAGAUCUCCUUGAGCUGAUAGCCGUGACAGAAGAAGUACUUUCCAAGCGAAAUCAGAAUUUCAGAUUAGAAAUUGGAACAACUGGAAGUGCAUCUCCUAGUUUUCUGCAGUCUAAGAAGAAUGAGAGUGAUACAGGAAGUGUUUCGGAUUAUCAUGACAAAUUUGCUCCUGGAACAAAAGUUCAAGCUGUUUGGAGUGAAGAUGGAGAGUGGUAUGACGCAACAAUCAAUUCUCUUACUCCAAAUGGGUAUUAUGUUACAUAUGAUGGCUGGGGGAAUAAAGAAGAGGUGGAUCCAGCAAAUGUAAGACCAAUUCAAGAAGGAGCUGUCAAUGCAUUGUUGGAAGCCGAAAGAGUUGCUGAAGCUACUAAACAAGCAAUCAAAAGGAAAAUUGCACAAGCUGGUUCUGUUGACUUCCAGUCGCGGAGUUUACCGGCAAAGCUUCGUAUAGAACCAGAUGAUCCUGAGGAUGUGAAAAUUGCCAAACGCAAGAAGAUACAUGCUUUUAAGUCGAAAGUGAGGAUGGAGCAGCUGGAAAUCAAUCAGAACAAGCGUCAAAAUGCUUGGCAGCAAUUCCAAACUACCAAAGGAAAGACAAAGAAGACUGGUUAUUUAUCUACACGCAAGCGGGAGAGCAUCUUCAAGUCUCCAGAUGAUCCUUUUGGAAAGGUUGGGGUUACCGGUAGUGGGAAGGGUUUGACAGACUUUCAGAAGAGGGAAAAGCAUUUGCAUCUCAAAGGGGGAACAGCUGAGAAUGAUGAUGAGGCUUCUUAGCUCCAAAUCAAUCCCCUUUCCAAGUCAAAAGCACCAUUCUGAACUUGGCUCAAAACCUGUGGUAGUAUUUAAACCUGUAAUGUUCUUAUGAAUGAUGUCGAUGACUACUGUUGCUGUAAUAGCUCGCUUCUUAUUGAAUCAUAUUCUCGUUGGUA
Messenger RNA from Argentina anserina (silverweed cinquefoil), 1135 nucleotides. RefSeq lists its product as uncharacterized. Gene Ontology annotation, biological process: mRNA processing. NCBI's taxonomy places the organism in Eukaryota, Viridiplantae, Streptophyta, Magnoliopsida, Rosales, Rosaceae. The coding region runs from base 72 to 980 and encodes 302 amino acids. Gene Ontology annotation, molecular function: RNA binding. The transcript is spliced from 8 exons. Gene Ontology annotation, cellular component: nucleus; cytoplasm. The record is from RefSeq and is a predicted model, not a curated record.